Aplysia californica (California sea hare) is the source of this 10761-nucleotide messenger RNA. Its product is annotated as NPC intracellular cholesterol transporter 1. Gene Ontology annotation, cellular component: membrane. The record is from RefSeq and is a predicted model, not a curated record. Lineage: Eukaryota; Metazoa; Mollusca; Gastropoda; Aplysiida; Aplysiidae. The transcript has 26 exons. The coding region runs from base 166 to 4182 and encodes 1338 amino acids. Gene Ontology annotation, molecular function: lipid carrier activity.
AGUAACUAGGAGGGUGUGAGGUUGAGUGAUAACGACUGGCCUUGGCCAUAGAGAUCGUGUCCAUAGCCAAGAUAGGCUAUAUAAGCUGAGCGGAAAAGAAGGUGGACACAAGACAAAUUAUUGGUGGCCUGUUUUACCCGUGACAACGAUUCCCCGUAAAGAAAGAUGGGUGUCAGCUCCCAACUUGGUUCACUGAUCUUUUUCAUUGGACUGUUUAACUACGGCCUGGCAAGUUGUGUUUGGUACGGCCAGUGCGGAAAUAACCCUGAGCUCAAGUCAAAAGACAAGAAGGUCAACUGCUUGUACUACGGUGAACCCAAGCCUUUUGCUACCGAAGAAGGUCGCCAGAAAUUUAAAAUAAAUUGUCCAGAUUUUUACCAUGGUCCAGAAACAAAGACAUGCUGUGCUGACUCUCAGAUCAUAACCUUGGAUAAGCAGGUGGCUGUUCCUCGCCAGUCUCUGCUCAGAUGCCCGAGCUGUCUCCGCAACUUUUUCAACCUGUGGUGCCAUUUCACCUGCUCUGCGAAUCAGUCUGAUUUUACACACGUGGCAAGGACUGCAAACUACACAUUCCCGAAUGGAACUGAAGCUAAAGCUGUGGUUGCAGUGGAUUAUGAGGUCUCAACCGACUUUGCAAAUGGAAUGUUCAACUCGUGCAAAAAUGUUCAGAGCCCGAGCUCUAACCAACGCGCCCUCUCCUUGUUGUGUGGGAGGGAUGUGGACCAGUGCACUCCGGAAGUCUGGCUCAAGUACAUGGGGAAUACGGACAACACCCAGUCGCCAUUCAGCAUUAACUUUAUUGUUUCCAAUUCCAACACGUCUUUUCCUGGGACAAAUGGCACGUCUGUCACGAUUGAGCCGAUGAAUGUCACGACAGUGCCGUGCAACAAGGCCCCGACAGAGGACUCUGAAGCAUGCAGCUGCCCUGACUGCCCUACAUCUUGCUCCCCCAUACCUCCCCCAUCUCCCCCAGUGAAGCCCUGCGAGAUCCUGCAUGUGAGCUGCUACGACUUUGCCUUCACUCUGGUGUUUGCCGGCUUCCUCAUGAUCUUUGGCUGCUACAGCAUUUGCUACAACAUCAUGGUGCAGGACUCACUCCGUCUGGAGCAGCCCGGUGAUGAUGCGACAUCCAGCUGUUGUGGACGUAUUGGCGGUGCAGCUGUCCAUCGCAAUGCCAGGAAGAAGGAGUUCUUGGAUAACGUGAGCAGUGAUCAGCUUGGCCGCUGUGAGAGGAUGGGUGCCUCCAUCGAGUCUUUCCUGGAACGCCUGUUCAGAAACUGGGGGAAAAUUUGCACCAGACACCCUAUUAAAGUCAUCGUGAUUACGCUCAUCGUCUCCGCUGUGUUGUGUGCUGGCAUCAGUUUGUUCCAGGUGACCACCAACCCUGUCAAGCUGUGGUCAGGCCCCAACAGCCGUGCAAGACUGGAGAAGGAGUACUUUGACUCCAACUUUAAACCAUUCUACAGAACUGAGCAGCUCAUCAUCAGCAGACCCAACAACAAAACUACUUUCCAGUACGGGCCUGGUCCAUUUCCUCCAUUUAUCAACUACACCAGUCUGUUUGACAAGACCUUUAUGCAUAAGAUGCUGGACCUUCAACUGGCCGUGGAGAAUCUGGAGGUCUUGUACGAUAACAAGAAUAUCACCCUGAAGGAUAUCUGCUUUGCCCCCCUCCGGCCAGACAACAGUAACUGCACCAUUCAGAGUGUGUUCAAUUACUUCCAGAACAGGCAUGACCUCUUAGAUCGGAAUGUGACCAGCUCCACAGGCUGGGAUACUUACACUUACUUGGACCAUAUCAAGUUCUGUGCAAUCUCCCCGGUGUCCAUCAAUGACACAGACUCAAUUGGUAUCCCGUGUAUGGGUACUUUUGGAGGUCCUGUCUUUCCAUGGGUUGCCUUCGGUGGAUAUAAAGACGGCCAGUACAACACAGCAGAAGCUCUGGUCAUCACGUUUGUGGUGAACAAUUACCUGGAUGAGGACCAAAAUAGCAUGGCCGAGGCCUGGGAGACAGAGUACAUCGCGUUUAUGAAGGAUUACGUCAAAAAACACCCUGAUGUGACCAUUUCUUUCUCUUCUGAGAGGUCCAUUGAGGACGAGAUUGACCGGGAGAGUUCGAGUGACGUGAUGACCAUCCUCGUCAGUUACUUGAUCAUGUUUGGCUACAUCACUGUCAUGUUGGGUCGCUACAACACUGUCACCCGCAUCUUGGUGGAUUCCAAGGUGGUGCUGGGCCUCUCUGGAGUGUUCAUUGUCCUUGUGUCUGUGGGUGCUUCCCUGGGCUUCUACAGCUACCUGGGCAUCCCGUCCACCCUCAUCAUUGUGGAGGUGGUCCCGUUCCUGGUGCUGGCCGUCGGGGUGGACAACAUCUUUAUCCUUGUGCAGACCUAUCAGAGAGAGCAGCGCUUAGAUGGAGAAACCACUGACCAGCUAGUGGCUCGAGUUGUCGGAAAAGUUGGCCCCAGCAUGCUGCUCACCAGUUCCUCUGAAUCUCUGGCCUUCUUCUUGGGAGCCCUGACCGACAUGCCUGCUGUGAAGGUUUUCUCGCUGUACGCUGCCAUGGCUGUUCUGUUUGACUUCCUGCUGCAGAUAACCUGCUUUAUCUCGCUCCUUUAUCUGGAUGCCAAGAGGGAGGAGGCAAAUCGACUGGAUUUCUGCUGCUGUGCCCGUGUUGAUGCGGAAAGUCCCAAGAAUGGCAGUGGAAUUUUGUACACAAUUGUCAGCAAAUAUUACGCUCAUUUUCUCAUGAAGGAAUGGGUGCGACCAAUUGUGAUGGUGAUCUUUGUGGGUUGGUCCUGUGCCAGCGGUGCUUUGACCUCCAGAGUCAACAUCGGUUUGGACCAGUCUCUCUCUAUGCCAAAGGACUCGUAUGUACUGGACUACUUCCACAACAUCUCUACCUACCUGUCUGUGGGUGCCCCCGUGUACUUUGUGGUGCGAGACGGACACGACUACACAACGUACGAUGGUCAGAACGCAGUGUGUGGGGUGGCGGGAUGUCCCCAGACCUCUGUGGUGCAGCAGAUCAACAGUGCCUCUCUCUUGCCAAAUGAUUCGUACAUUGCUCAACCUGUAUCAUCUUGGUUAGAUGACUACUUCUCGUGGCUUGUGGUCAGUCCGUGUUGUCGGACGUAUGAGGACACAGGAGAUUUCUGUCCGUCUUCAGAACAGAACAAGACCUGCCUUGCUUGCAACGUCACGGACAAGUACAAAGGGCGCCCCAUCAGUCAUGACUUUGACAAAUUCCUUCCUUGGUUCUUGAAGGACAACCCCAACAUUCACUGUGCGAAGGGAGGCCAUGCAGCCUAUGGGUCAGCAGUGCAGCUGAGUAACGAUUCCCAUCACGAAACACAUGUUGGAGCUACAUACUUCAUGACCUACCACAGUGUCUUGAAGACAUCCUCGGAUUACAUCACUGCUCUGAAGGAGGCCAGAAAAAUUUCAGACAACAUCACGUUGUCGAUGAACGGGACCGGGAAAGUGUUCCCUUACAGCGUGUUCUACGUGUUCUACGAGCAGUACCUGACCAUCGUGGAGGACUCGGUGUUGAACAUCCUGUACUGCCUGGCGGCCAUCUUUGUCAUUUCGUUCCUGCUGCUGGGCCUGGACCUGCACUCUGCGGUGCUGGUCGUGCUGACCAUCCUCAUGAUCCUGGUGGACCUGAUGGGCAUGAUGUACUUGUGGGACAUAGACCUCAACGCUCUCUCGCUGGUCAACCUCAUCAUGGCCAUCGGCAUAUCAGUGGAGUUCUGUUCCCACAUCAUUCGAGCAUUCACUGUCAGCGUUCUGCCCACUCGUAAAGAAAGAGCAAAGGAUGCCUUAGGACAUAUGGGAAGCUCGGUCCUGAGUGGCAUCACCCUUACCAAGCUGGGUGGCAUCAUCGUCCUGGGCUUCUCCAAGUCGCAGCUGUUCCAGGUGUUCUACUUCAGAAUGUACCUGGGCAUGGUCAUCUUUGGGGCCACCCACGGCCUCAUCUUCCUUCCCGUGCUCUUGAGCUAUCUCGGUCCCUCUGUAAACAAGGCCAAAGUCUACCAGCAGAAAUAUGUGCAGGAGUCGAUGGAGGAGCAGGGGGCCGGGGACCAAGGAGAGUCCCGGACCAACCGCAGGUCGGCGCAGCGCUACGCAUACGACAACCCGCCUGCUUACAACAGCAUGGGCGGGGGCACCGCGCAGCCCAUGUGAUGCUGCUGAGACAAAACAUGCUGAGAAGAUGACGCUGUUGUUGCCGUGCUCAGAUUCAGCCAGUCCGCCGUGUACCUUAGUUUGUGGGAAUUUGGGGUUGUGAGUUGUGGAGAGUGAUGCUCACUCACAGCAAGUGUGUCUGGCAUGGUCGUGUGUUUGUUUGAUCUGAUUUGAAUGUGGGUGGAAACUAAGAAUCAUGUGAAGCUAGGAGUAUGGGUACACCACCAUCUUUUUAGCAUCCUGGGUCUGGGAAAUGUCUCAAGAGUUACUGCUUUUGUAAUAAGGGUGCCCCAUGAUAAUAACUCCCUAAUGUAGACCUCUGCCCUGUCAUUUCAGCAGCCUUUGUCUCCCAGAAUCCUGAAAAAUUCAUGGAUUGGUAAGAAGGUAGACAUUGGAUGUAAACGUAUAAAAGAUAGAAUGAAAUAAAUGGUACAAGUUUAUCUUUGUACGUGUCUAGUGGAAAAUUCAAGUCUUUUCUGGUGCUAACGUGGGGAUCUGACGCGAUCUUGUGUUUUUGGUGUGCUUGUAUAAUCUUGUCCUAUACAAAUGUGUGGUGGGUUUUGUGUCCUGGCGGCAGAGACAGAAGAAGUGAAUGGCGUUACCAUGCAGAAAUGAAGCGGUACCCUCGGUUGCUGCAGUGUAGAUAGACUUCUUUCUGCAUUUAGAUUCUCCACUUUAAAAAAAUAGAUGACAAUGUGAUUUUCUGUGUCGUGUCAGCAACUCAUGACAUCCACUCGUACAUUACCAAGAAUAUGGAACAGGAAGCAAAGUACUAAAGUAUAAAAAUUGUUUCUAUUUUCUACUUUCCUUUUCAGCACUGUUCACUAUGCUUUUGAUUGGGGGCGGGGGUGAAUAAAAAUGUUGAAAAGGACAAUUUGCAGACAGAUUCUGUUCUGUUCUAUUCUGUAGGUAUACUUGUAGUCAAAUACUUUGUACAUAAAAUGAAGACGUAAAGGCCCUGGAAUUGUGAAUGAUCUGAAGGAGACCUCAGAGACAGUUUUUAUGUAUAGUUGUUUUUACUGAUAUGAUUCACAUGAAUAUGAAGACUUUCCUUUUAUGAAUUAUGAAUGAAAUGGAAGACAGACAUGGACAAGUUGGCAUGAGUAGAACUGAGAGGGCUAAAAAAAAUGCUUUAAAAAUAGGGAGCAUUGGUGCGUUCUUGUGCUUUUUUUUUUUUCAGUAAGCUAAACUCAGAAGCUUUGCCUCUUGUCUUGCUUGGGCCUUUAUUCUGAGAGAUACAUUCCCGCUUUCUCUCAGACAGCUGUCUGCUUCGGUUCCGCGCUGAUACAUUCAGGCUGCCUGUCACUUUCUGCCUAAGAUAACAAAUGAUUUGUUAUUCCCUGAUGUUGAUUAUGCAAAAAUGUUUGAUAUUAUUUUCUUUAACUGCAGAUAACUUGAUUUGUUUUAUUUUUCUUUAAGCUUGAUUACAUUUCAGGGAAGUUGUGUAUAUAUAUAUGAAUUAUAUAUUAUGUGUAUGUGAUUAUUGUUUCUGCUGCUCUGAACAGUGUCUUGUGAAGAAUCAAUGUUUCUUAUGGGUCAGUCUUAUGAAUGUUAUUUAUUUCAUUUUGUAUGGCAAAAGUGGUGAGUGAAAUAACUAAAAUUUGUAGGUGUGUGAAAAUGCAGGGAUAUAAGUUGAGCAUUUGAUGGUAGCUAAUUGAAUGUUUUUUUAUGUAGAUGACUGGUGGUUUCUCUUUUGUCAAAGUGCAGCUUAUGGCUCUGAUAAAGGAAUACUAAAACUGCUGUAUAAAUUCACACUUCUUUACCUAUGUUCAGUUUUGUAUGAUUUGAAAGAACUGUGUCUCGUAAAGAAAAUUGCAGGAACUUUUGCACAAUAUUUGAACCAUUUAACCUGUUUGAGCAAAUGCACAGUUUUGUACUUUGCUUCUUUAUCCUUGUACUGGGUUGCUAUGGAACAUUAUGUGUUUGCUUAACAAGUGCUACCAGGUUCCAGAACCAGUGAAAAAACGGCCUCCAAAGUUUUGGUGAAUUCCAAAGCUUGAGUGUCCUUAAAAAUUGUAAAUUUACAUUUUCUAUUUUGGUGCUUUUUCAUCAUUUUUCAGUGAGUUCCACACAGAACUAUGUUUUCAAUUGGACAUAAAAAGUGUUGAACCAAAAAAAAAUUCAAUAGAAAUUGCUCAAGGAGCAGAAAAAUGUCAGUUUCUUCUAUUUUAGUAUUUUGAUGAGGCCUAAUUCACCGCAAUGACUCGCAUAUUUUUUUGUAAUGCAAGGGGGAAAGUGGUUGUUUAAACUGGUGGCCCUUGUGGCAUUUUCGACUGUAGUUCGUUUGUUUGAAGGAAAAAAACUCUUUAGGGCCUUCUUCUCAGGUGUGUUUGCUAGUAUUAUAUUUCUUCCAGAUUUCCUUUGUUUCCAGGACCUCCAUAACAGGGUUUGCUCUUGUCUUGUCUCAAAAGACUUGAAAAUUAAAUCCUAUGUCUAUUUUGAGAGAUUCCUAAAAUAUGGUGACAGGUGUGUUAAAAUCGAGUGUGAAUAUAGUGGAGUCCAUUUAAACCGAACAUGGUUGAUCCAAAACCAGUGGUAAAUGGAAAAGAAAAUCUCCCAAUUUAAAAAAAAAAUGUUUUUUGGGAGAAAACUUUCUAAAUGGAAAACUUGGCUAAACUAAAGAAUGCCAGGCAGUCUCGCAGAUUUCAGUUUAAGUGAACUCCAUCAUACAUAAAUGUUUUAAGGUAAGAAGGAUACAGUUGCUUUUUAUGUGAAUGUGUGUUUGAAGAUAUUAAUAUAUAACAUGUAUGCUUGCUUGGGAUUUGUCUGUCUUGCAAUGUCUCACUAUAUCCAUGACGCGGAGUGAUACUGUGACUGUGCUCCUUCACAAGCUUUGUAAAGCCUAUGUACAUCAUAGUUCACCAUAGUCAGUAAUUUAUUCCUUCAUGUUCUAUCAUGCCGAUUCUCUCUGUACAAAGUUCCCUUUGGGCUCGUGUCAAGAUGUCUGGUGUCUGAUAGGAAUUGGAAAAUUUCCUGUUGGAUGAUAAAGGGUAUUUUCAGGGUUAUUUGCUGGGUGGAGUCCUUUUUGUCUCAUUUUUUCAUCCUCCAUUUCUUCUUCUCCUCAUCCCUCCCUUCCCCCCACCUUUUUUUUUUUUUUGACAUGGUCCUCAGUCCUCUGUAUAAAUUUUUUGAAUACGCAUUGAAAUAUGAGGGACAAUGAGGAUUUUAUUACGUGAAUUAUUUUUUUCUCUGUUUUUGUUCAUUUUAGCAAAGCUUUACUAAUACAAGUACUACACCUUUAUGGCAGUUAUUGAAAGGGGGAUAUGAGAAAUGUUUCAUUUUUUUACUCUGUUUACAAAGUGCCCAUUCUUCCUUCGGGUUCAACAUUAAGUUAAUGUUGUGAUGUUUGUUUAAAGAGAGUUUGUUAUUAUGCCAAAGGGUGAAUGUUGUCUCCGUCUUUCGGAUAAUAGGUGGUUUCUUCUUUUCUUCUAAUUUUGUCUAUGCUAUAGCACACUCAAAUAUAUUAAACGCUACUAAAGUUGGGUUUUUAAUUUUUUUCUUCUUUUAUUAUCUUGCUUAUUCUAAAUAGUGUAUGGACUUCUGUGUACCCUUGUGGGUCCCUUUUUCUUAAGUUCUCCAAUUAAAAACAGCUCGGGCUAAUUUGAAGCAAUAUAUUUCGUUGUCUGUUUGUCUGCAGAAUAUAAAAUUCACCAACAUCUCUUGUUUUAUGUAUAGGCCCUCCGAUUUGUCUACAAAAGAUGUGAAAUCAAAUCCAAUGCUCAGAAAGUUAUUUUAUGGAGCGUCUUCAUCUUUGUGCUGGGAGGCUGUCGUUUUUGUUUAGUUGAACGGGACAGGUUGGGUUGAGGAUGCCCACUUCUUAAUGGUCUUCGUUGUGUGGAUGUAAGCUCGAAACAUUUUCACUAACAGAUUCUUGGGCUCUGAUUCCUCAGCUUCAAGUAAAUUUCUUUUUUAUAUUAUGUUUCCUCCUUGAAAAGUAUUUUCAGAAGGAAGGUACUUGCAGCUUUCAUGUGCUUCAAACCAAAUUACAGAAUUAAAUCAUUUGAUCAGUUUUUUGUUUGAUUUAUUAAAUCCAGAUUUGAAGAACUUUGUUACCCAAAGUUGUCAGUGAUUGGGUGUUCUGGCUUUAAUUCUCUGUUUUUCAUUUACUCUGUCCUGAUAACCAAAUUGUUUUUGCAUUAUGCAAUGUUUUAUUUUAUUUUCAGAAGUUUGUUUGGGGAAAAGGGGUGAAUGGGGAGGGUGGCGGUGGUGAUUUAUUCAGAAGUUUGUUUGGGGAAAAAAUGGGGAGGGUGGCGGUGGUGAUUUAUUCAGAAGUUUGUUUGAAUAAAAAGGCAGGGGGGGGGUAAGGGUAGUGGUGGGGAUGUUUUCUGAGGGUCCACUCCACAAAUAAAAUGUAUUCAUAUUUUAUAUGUUGUAUUUCAUUAACACUUACUUUGUAUCAUUUGAUCAGCAACUUUUCUCAUGCAUUUAUUCAUCCAAAGUUGUUGUUAGGGUUCUUUUUUUCAAUUAAGUAAUAAGCAGGAAAAUAAUUAACCAGCAUUUUUUUUGCCUUGUGUGAAGAGAAAAAGAGUAAUUAUAGGCACAUGAGAUAGUUGAAUCACUUUUGCCUGUGGAAAAGGAGAUAGAUCUACAUUGUAUGUUUCUUUGCUUCCCUUGUCCCUGGCCUAUUGUUCUGUGGCUAUGUGACUUUAUUAGAAUUUUUAAAAACAUUAGUUAGUGUCAGACAACCCUUAUCUGCUAGUUCCUGGGCAAGCUACGGCUGCUCUUUUAUAAGAGAAAAUGUAAUUUAAAAAAUACUGUGAUCAAAUUUUGGGGGUGGUUGUAUAUAUGUAUGUUUGUGUGUUUGAAAAGGGGGGAGGGGGGAGAGAAGAGUGGGUUGCUUGAAUUGCUGAAUUAUAGAUUUAAUAAAUCAUUUUCAUCAAAUGGCAGGGGAAAGGGGAAAAAAAACAGUCAGUCUGUUGAAACAUCUGUUUUGCAGAUGCUAGAACAAUCUUAGUAGGAAACAAUUGGUUCACCUUUCUACUGUAUGUCGUCAUACAUUUUAUAUUGUGAAAAAUGAUUGAUAAUUUCAUCAUAUUGAAGUUCAUGAGAAAUUUUGAAUAAAAUUUUUCUUUGCACAAUAUCGUUCUCCUAUGUUGUAAUUUGCAAAUUCCGAAUUAAUUUUUCCUCAUGAAAUUCUCCAAUGCUGAAUCGCUUUGGGUAAAAAUGGAAAUGUUUAAUUUCUCACUGCAUUAUCCAGGUUCCCGAAAAUAAUAUUGCAUAUGUUACUCUCAAUUUUUAUCCGGAUAAGGUGUAUACCAAUUAGGAAAUAAUUGUCCUUAUAAAAAAUUAUAGGACUUUGUACAUAGAAUAAGGUGAGAUAAUAAUAUUGAAAUUAAAUGUCAAAGAGUUGAGCUUGUAAAGAGCUUUUUUUGUUGUUGUUGUUUGUUUUGCAUGGCUCGGAACAGAAUGGUAGACAUAAUGCUAUCCUUAAGAAUGGCUAUUUUCGUGCUGUGUAGGCUAGAUGUCCUUUUUUUUUCUUCCUCGGUUUCUUUUUCUCUCUCUUUUUAGCCAAGAGCCCACUUUUUGAAAAACUUUUUUCUGUUUAAUGUCUGAUAAAGUUUUGAUGAAAUACUUAUAACAUUUCCAUGAAAUGAGAAUUUUCAUUUCUGUGGGGGAGGGAGGGGGGAGGUUUAUGUAACUAGUAGCGCAGUUGACAUGGUACCGCAUUACUGUGUAAAUAGCCUGAGUUCAAACUACCAGCACGGUGGGGUUUUGGGGGGUUUUUUACUUGGUUGUUUGCGUAGUUUUCAUGGCUUGGCACAGUCUUUUUUGGAGACAGGCAUCAAAUAGGGGGUCACAUUAAACCCUUUCUAAACCAUACCUAGUUUAGGUAUUUAUCAGGCAUAUUUCUCCUUUAUGGAACAGGGGAUAUAUCAAGUCUCUUAUGUAUAAUGUCAACUCAGUACGACUGGUUUUGUCUAAAUAUUGCCACCAAUUCCUGUGUAUUUAUUUUCAUUGCUAGCUUUGUGAAUGAAGGACCUGUUCUCCAUUGUAAUGGGUGGUCUUUGAAAAAAGGCAUCAUUUCCUCUUUUUCAAUUCCGGUGCUUAUUUUUCACUUACAGCUAAGUUGUAGUGUCCAUCCUAAAUUUUGCUUUUCUAUCUACCCUUUUUAAAAAUUAUUAUUAUUUUAUUUUUUUAAUUAAUUUAUUUUUGGUUUACUUUGGAUUCUUUUUUAAUUUUAAGGUUUGAUGUGUACUGAAAGAUAUUUUUCACCUGUAUGAGACUGAAAGACCUAUCUGGUUAUAUAUUAACAAUGAUUCUUAAGGUUUUUGUCAGACUGCAGUGUUUUUGGUGAAAGAUCUGUUUCAUACAUAUAUAAAUUUUUAUACUGGUUAGUAUAUGCCAGACCCUUUUAUGUUAAAAAAUAUGAGAACGAUCGUGUUGAGUCCAUCGAAAAUCAUUGCACAUUUUGUGUUCUACAUGCACUACUAAUCUUGCCAAAGUGAUCAUUUCAUCUUGUUUCUGGUUACUAAUACUUUAAAUAGAACACCGCCAUUGCUGAUGCCCAUCAACAAAAGAUUUCUAAAGUACCAUUUUCCCCCCACCAUUUGUUGACAAUAAAAUAUAAUAUGAAACGUU